AUGCCAGCUAUUGGAAUUGAUCUUGGCACCACAUAUUCCUGUGUCGGUGUCUGGCAACAUGGAAAUGUGGAAAUCAUCGCAAACGACCAAGGCAACCGCACAACACCUUCAUACGUUGCUUUUACGGAUACGGAGCGUUUGAUCGGCGAUGCGGCGAAGAACCAGGUGGCUCUGAAUCCCAGCAACACAGUUUUUGACGCAAAAAGGCUGAUCGGACGUAAAUUCGACGACGAGAAAAUCCAACAGGAUAUGAAACAUUGGCCUUUUAAAGUUAUCAAUGACUGCGGCAAACCUAAAAUCCAGGUCGAAUUCAAAGGUGAGACGAAACGCUUUGCCCCCGAGGAGAUCAGCAGCAUGGUUUUGACGAAGAUGAAGGAAACUGCGGAAUCAUAUCUGGGCACAACUGUUCGGGACGCCGUCGUCACAGUUCCCGCUUACUUCAACGACUCCCAGAGGCAAGCGACGAAAGAUGCCGGAGCUAUCGCUGGUUUAAACGUUCUACGGAUCAUUAAUGAACCUACGGCUGCUGCUUUGGCGUACGGUUUGGACAAGAACUUAAAAGGCGAGCGAAAUGUAUUGAUCUUCGAUCUCGGAGGAGGCACCUUUGACGUGUCUAUUUUGACGAUCGACGAAGGUUCUCUAUUCGAAGUUAAGGCGACUGCUGGUGACACUCACCUUGGAGGCGAGGACUUCGAUAACAGGCUAGUGAAUCAUCUCGCAGAGGAAUUCCAGCGUAAAUACAAAAAAGAUUUGCGCUCGAACCCGCGCGCCUUACGACGCCUACGCACUGCCGCGGAACGCGCCAAGCGUACUUUAUCAUCUAGUACUGAGGCGAGUCUCGAAAUUGAUGCCCUAUAUGAAGGAAUAGAUUUCUACACACGAGUGUCGCGCGCACGGUUUGAAGAACUUAACUCUGAUCUCUUCCGUGGAACUCUAGAACCAGUGGAAAAAGCUUUGAAAGAUGCCAAGUUGGACAAGAGUCAAAUACAUGACGUCGUGCUUGUGGGUGGCUCAACUCGUAUCCCGAAGGUACAGAAUAUGCUGCAGAACUUCUUUUGUGGCAAGAAGCUUAACCUUUCCAUCAACCCUGAUGAAGCCGUGGCAUAUGGAGCAGCUGUGCAGGCAGCUAUCUUGAGUGGUGAGACCGACUCCAAGAUCCAGGACGUGCUCCUGGUCGAUGUGGCGCCACUGUCCCUGGGUAUUGAAACAGCAGGCGGAGUUAUGACAAAGAUCAUCGAACGUAACUGCAAAAUCCCAUGCAAGCAGUCGCAAACCUUCACUACAUACUCCGACAACCAACCCGCCGUGACCAUCCAAGUGUACGAAGGUGAGCGAGCCAUGACCAAGGACAACAACUUGCUUGGGACGUUCGAUCUCACUGGCAUACCACCGGCGCCGCGAGGAGUCCCGAAGAUCGACGUCACCUUUGAUCUUGACGCGAACGGCAUUCUCAACGUGUCGGCUAAGGAAAAUAGCACCGGCCGUAGCAAGAACAUCGUAAUUAAGAACGACAAAGGCAGACUCUCUCAGGCCGAUAUUGACCGUAUGUUGUCUGAAGCUGAGCGCUAUAAGGAGGAGGAUGAGAAGCAGCGACAGAGGGUGAACGCGAGGAACCAGCUCGAAACGUACAUCUUCAGUGUACGUCAGGCUUUAGACGACGCGGGAACAAAAUUGUCGGACGCGGACAAAAAUAGUGCUAGAAGCGAAUGUGAUGAAGCGCUGCGUUGGCUGGACAACAACUCUUUGGCUGAGAAAGAGGAGUAUGAGCACAAACUUAAAGAGAUCCAACGCGUGUGCUCUCCGAUCAUGAGCAAGCUUCACGGGGCUGGCGGCCCCACCCCCAACCCUGGGGCACACCCCAACGGACCCACCGUCGAAGAAGUGGAU
Brenthis ino (lesser marbled fritillary) is the source of this 1887-nucleotide messenger RNA. Lineage: Eukaryota; Metazoa; Arthropoda; Insecta; Lepidoptera; Nymphalidae. The record is from the annotation of a GenBank genome assembly.